Molecule: messenger RNA, 249 nt
Organism: Aspergillus thermomutatus
Lineage: Eukaryota; Fungi; Ascomycota; Eurotiomycetes; Eurotiales; Aspergillaceae
Product: NADH dehydrogenase [ubiquinone] 1 beta subcomplex subunit 3
Exons: 2
Coding region: 1-249 (82 amino acids)
Biological process (GO): electron transport chain; mitochondrial respiratory chain complex I assembly
Cellular component (GO): mitochondrion
Source: RefSeq, a predicted model, not a curated record
AUGACCAACCCCACCGGCUUCGACAUUAACGAAUUCAAGGCCGCGGCCUCCCCUCGCUCGGUCUACGCCAAGAGAGAUCCCUGGGCCCGAUAUGAAGCAUGGAGAUACACCGGCCCCUUCAGCCGCUUCAACCGCUUCAAGCGUAUCUUCCCGGGCUUCGGUAUCGCCAGCGUCGCCUUCGCCGGUUACUGCGCAUACGAGCACUUCUUCCUCAAGGACGAGCACCACCACGGUGAGGGACACCACUAA